This is a messenger RNA of Sporothrix schenckii 1099-18, 753 nucleotides long. RefSeq lists its product as uncharacterized. The record is from RefSeq and is a predicted model, not a curated record. NCBI's taxonomy places the organism in Eukaryota, Fungi, Ascomycota, Sordariomycetes, Ophiostomatales, Ophiostomataceae. The transcript has a single exon. Bases 1 to 753 code for a protein of 250 amino acids.
AUGGCGACGUUGGAGACUGCAGACAAGACUUUCCCAUUCGACUAUUCCGAGCAUGCUUACCGAAGCAACCCCCCUCGGCUCUGGCGCGUGCAGUGCCCAGAGUCCAUGGGAAACCAAGGCCCAUCAGCAACAAGCGACAUUGUGGCCGGUGAUGGCGGAGGCAUCGCCGGCAAGGGUGGGUUUUCCGACAUGCGAGAAUUCACCCAGGCCGUGGUGUGCCACUGGAAUUGGAAUUGUCGACAAUUCCCCGAGACGGGUGGACCAUUUCUCUCUGUUUUAAGCGAUCAUCUGCAUGCCCUGAGAUGGGCCAAGAAGCGACGUGAUACCUGGGUGCGUGCUGGAAUGCUCUCCAACCGGAAAGACUUACAAAACGCCAGCUGGGCAGAGCGAAAUGUGUACCAGGAACCCAAAGAGGCCGACUGGCCCGGCGUCAUAUAUGAGAUUGAUCUGUCCAAGAUACCGCCCUCAGCCCGACCUGCUCUCUUUGAGAGCACUCGGCUUCAGGCUGAGUUGGACGUCGAGCAGAGUUCGGGAAACGGGUAUCAGUUUGCCAAAAACGAGUUUCUCAUCUUAUACCGCAUCCCUUCUGCGAGCAUUGUCUCUACGUACAACUCGCCGGACAGUUUCGAAGAAGCUAUGGCCAAUUAUGUGCCCAGACCACGGGGACAAUUUUGUCGGAUUAUCGGUGACUACGACAGCGCUGCAGAGGGCGAAGUUGAACAGCCGCGGCCCACGAUCACUUGCUUGCAUUAG